UUCCUUCAUCUGACACCAAGGCACGACUCCCUUUGCCAUGCGUGUUGUGAAUGAAAAUCACCGAUGAACGUUUUACACCUUUGUAUGCAAUAUUGUUAUAUGAUAUGGCACUGCACGAUGAUGAUUUCAUCGUUUGUCAAAAUCACUGCUAAUCUGUUUGGCACAUGGUGCGCAUAUGGGGAGGUCACGUCUGUAGCCAGUCACGACCCAAAAACGGGCCAAGGCAGCUUGUUCACCUCUUUUUCGUUCUUUUUCUUUUUAUUGUCAUUCCCAUUCUCAUGGACCGAUCGCUGCCGAAUAUAGCCAAAGAGGCUUACGCAACAUUAAAAGAAAGCCUGUUUCAAGCGCGUGGCGCUCGUUCCGUCUACGCUCAAAUGGAUCAAGAUUCGGAGAAUGAAGACAUGAUUUCCCAUAGUCUCUUCUUCUCUAGUCAUCAACCGGACCACGGUGAAGAAAGCAUACCGUUGACCGAUUCACAGCCUUAUUCCGACAGAAGCCAGCUUCUUUUCGAUCAGGAAGAAGAACUCAGCGGAGACGAUCGUCCCGAUCUCAGCGCUUCCGCUUCCAUGAGCCAUUCCGGAUUCCUACAUUCCGAUUACGAAGAAAGUCCCAAACCAUCUGGUAUCUAUCUCGAUGUGCCAGCAACAACUCCAUCGAGAUAUCCCAAUGCGAAAUCACUGUCGGAGUCUUUGUUACCUACAACGGCCGCCAUCCCAGGAGGCAUCACCACCAUCAAAACCGAGCGAAAAUUCAGAGAUCCACUAUUUGCCAUUCUUUAUUGUCUUGGCCUAUCCAUCUUUCUGAUAUCGGGGUUCAUUAUUGUAUUAACAACCAAUCAUCAUGCCAUCGAAAAAUACGCGCGUGGCACCAUUUUCAAAACGCUCGUUGACAGUGCAGGGAUGAUCACCAUCAUGACGUCUACGGCUAUCUUGGUCGGCGCACUGUGGAUCUUUAUUCUUCGAACAUUUACAAAGAUGUUUGUCUGGGGAACGGUGAUAAGUGUUCCAUUGGUCCUGAUUGGAAUGUUUAUUUGGACUCUUGUGGAAUCACUGCAAAGCAUAUACUUAUAUGGAAAGGAAAUGCCACGAGACAGCAGUUUAACCGUUAUGUCGUUUAUCCCAUUGAUUAUCAGCGCCAUCUACAUACUACUUAUAUUCAAAGGCCGUCACCGCAUUAACAAAACCAUUGCCGUCAUUGAGCUUGCAUGCGACGUGUUACGAUACAACCCUGGCAUUAUUUUAGUGUCACUCAUUCUGAUGGUGAUCUUUAUUAUAUUCACCGUUAUUUGGGUGGUCCUGUUCAAUCGUCUAUGGCUGAUGGGUCAUGCCAACGGGACUAUUUGGGUUGUCGAUAACAAUGUUUACUGUUUUGCCACGUUCUUUAUCUUUAUGUAUCUGUGGACCGCCGCCUUGCUUAUCAAUGCACAGAGAUUCGCUCUUGCUUCCAUCACUGCGCAAUGGUAUUUUCACAGUAGCAAUAAGGAUAAAGCAUGGCAGAGCGCUUUGAUUCGAGCAUGCACCACGUCUCUCGGCACACUGGCUUUGGGGGCCUUGAUUCUAUCCAUUGUUCAAAUGGCGCAACUCGCUUGUCGCUAUAUGGCCAAGUAUGUGCGUAAAAGCCGGCCUUUAGCAUCCAUCAUUUCCGUCCUUCUCUCCUUUAUCGAAGCACUCGUCAACCAGAUCAAUCAUUACACCAUUAGCUUUGCCGGUAUUACGAGUGAAAGUUUCUGCUCAUCCGCAAGAUCCGGCACCAAAAUAUUUCGAAGAAACUUGAUUUCCGGUCUUUUGGGUGAUUUGAUUACCAAGCUUGUCCUUUAUAUUGGAGCGCUUGUCAUUUCACUGUGUUCAGGAUUUGCCACGUAUAUUUAUGCAACCCAUCGUUUACAUUCGUCGCAUGGUAUCCUCGUCGGGAUCCUGGCAGGAAUUCUGCCCAUGUAUCUGUCCCAGUUUUUCUCUUACACGAUGAUGUCCAUUGUGGAUGCCACAUUUCUAUGUUAUGCCAUCGAUCUCGAUACGGGCAUGGUCCAUGUCACGGAUGCUCACACGGUUUUUUCUGGCUUUGAUUAGAAGUGUAUGCAUAUUUAAUUCUAGAUUGACCUUCCCUCUUCCAUAUACCCCUUCAUCUCUAUGACAUUAAGCAACUAUCUUAUCCAUUACUAUGACACACAUACUUUUAUACAUAUACAGCAUUUCAAGCAAGUAUGAUAAUAUAGGUCGAUUUUUCUCUUUUUGGAAGUAAAA
This is a messenger RNA of Radiomyces spectabilis, 2240 nucleotides long. RefSeq names its product plasma-membrane choline transporter-domain-containing protein. The record is from RefSeq and is a predicted model, not a curated record. Gene Ontology annotation, molecular function: transmembrane transporter activity. The transcript has 13 exons. Bases 165 to 2066 code for a protein of 633 amino acids. Gene Ontology annotation, cellular component: plasma membrane. Gene Ontology annotation, biological process: transmembrane transport. NCBI's taxonomy places the organism in Eukaryota, Fungi, Mucoromycota, Mucoromycetes, Mucorales, Radiomycetaceae.